AUGCAGACACCAACAUUUGGUGGGAAACGCUAUUUUAUUACAUUUGUUUUCGAAAAGUCGCACAACUGUGUCGUGUACUUGCCAAGGAUCAAGUCUGAGGUGGCUGAUAAGUUUGCUAACUUUGUCGCGCUAGCCGAAAAUCAGACCAACAAGCGCGUGAAAACAUUUCGGUGUGACAAUGGUGGUGAGUACAUUUCUGGAGCACUGGCUAAGUAUUGUGCCGAUCUCGUCUUAGUAGAGAAGUUUACUCCCCCGUAUAUGUCUCAAGUCAAUACUGUGGUCGAGUGUAUGAAUCGUACACUUGUGGAGUGUGCUCGAUGCAUGAUGGAACACGCUAGCCUGUUGAAGUCACACUGGGGUGAAGCUGUCACAACUGCUACAAUUCUUCGAAAUCGCUGUCCGACACUCGCAGUCAAUACCGACAUGUCUCCAUACCAAGUCUGGAAAGGAAAGAAACCGGUUCUGAAGAAUUUGAAGGUCUUUAGCUGUCAUGCAUUUGUUCAAGUUUCGAAAGAGAAAAGGUCUAAGUUUGACGCUCGCUCCGUUCGCUGUUGCCUUUUGGGCUACACGGAGCACAAGAAAGCGUAUCACUUUGAAGAAAUUGAAGGCGGUCGCGAACUUGUUAGUCGUGAUGCGCAAUUAACGGAAGACGUCUUCGAUAGUGGAAGCCGUGAUUAUUGUUGUGAUCAAGAUGCCUAUGAAGACAAUGGAGAUACAGAUAAAGAUAUAUAA
Molecule: messenger RNA, 732 nt
Organism: Plasmopara halstedii
Lineage: Eukaryota; Oomycota; Peronosporomycetes; Peronosporales; Peronosporaceae
Product: retrotransposon unclassified
Exons: 1
Coding region: 1-732 (243 amino acids)
Biological process (GO): DNA integration
Molecular function (GO): nucleic acid binding
Source: RefSeq, a predicted model, not a curated record